CGGUUGGCCGCCAGUCGCUCCCUUGCCUCCGGACAGAAGCGCUGUGAUGUGGACACCCUAGUGACCGGCCGAAAACACAUACACAAACACACCCCGUGGGCAACCCUCGUCUGCAGCUCAGCAUUACGGUUUGAAAAUGCCAGCUGCCAGAAUAAUGCCGGACAACCUCAAUCUGCCGCCUCUGCCACCUGGUCACAACGAAAGGCGUCGAAGUAGUAAUUUCCUGUCCGAGGUGCACGCUCUGCCGGCGUCCACCCUGAUCACGGACCCUGACCCUUUGGACGACAUGAGUCCGUACGAACGACUGCUGCACGGCCUGCACCACGACGAACGCUGGCUCAAAGAGGUCACCCUGGGGAAAAGGGUCGGCUUUUACAGAUUCCGCGGCGAGCUUGGUAGUGGAAACUUUUCGCAGGUUAAACUUGCGCAUCACCAGUUAACCAAAGAACGAGUAGCCAUCAAGGUACUGGACAAAAACAAGCUGGACCAGAAAACGCGGAAGAUGUUGGACAGAGAGAUCGAGACCCUGGAGUCAAUGAACCACCCAAACAUCAUUAGAUUGUACGAAGUGGUGGAGACGUACACGCGGAUUCACCUGGUGACCGAGUACGCGUUCAGCGGCGAGCUCUACACGCGAGUGACAAACGCGGGAAAACUGGCCGAACGUGACGCAAAGCCCAUUUUCGCCCAACUCGUCUCCGCGAUCGAUUACAUGCACGAGCGCAACUUCAUCCACCGAGACCUGAAGGCAGAGAAUAUCAUGUUCUCCGCCAACCAAAUCAAAGUGGUUGACUUUGGCUUCAGCACUAAAGUCAACUCGCCUGACCAACGACUGCAAACCUUCUGCGGAUCACCGCCCUACGCUGCCCCUGAGCUUUUUAGAGACGAAUGGUAUAUUGGAGCAAACGUGGACAUUUGGGCGCUUGGAGUGAUCCUCUACUUCAUGGUGACGGGCAGCAUGCCCUUCAGAGGGCACACAGUGGCCGCCCUGAAAAGAACCAUCCUGGAAGGCGAGUUUUUGGACCCUCAAGACGUGAGCUCUGAGUGUGUGACGGUGAUCAGAAGCCUCAUGAUGCCCCUACCUUCUGACCGAAUACCACUAAAAACACUACUGCAAGAGCAUCCCUGGCUCGAAAACGUUUCUAAGUUGGAGCCGUCUAUAUUGGACAGUGGUGACAGCGAGCGGAUAGGUGAGAUCACGACCGAGGCGAAAAAGCGGUUGCACAAGCUUGGCGUGUCGGAGGCGCUGCUGGCCGAAGCAGAGGACAAGGGUGCCAAGAGCAGUAUCACGGGCUGUUACCGGAUCGUGCUGCACCGCGUUGAGCGCGAAUCAGACGACAGCCUCAACCAGGACGGACUGAGUGGCCGCGAUUUUGCCAGCCCGACGCCCAGCAAGUUUUCCAUCUCGUCGCGCCUCUCGUCUCGCAAGUCCAAGAGGAAAGGCCGGCUGUCCACGACGUGCGUCAUUUUCUGAUGCAAGACAUUUUUACAUGGAACUCAUUGAAUCGUCACAACGUGCGUGCAUUUCAAGUAUGAAGGGAAUCUUGUGCCGUCUACACCCAAACCAUCCAUGUUAGCGAAUGCGCUAUUUGCGUUAACCGUUAAUGUUUGAAGCUCUUUUCAAAGAAACCACAGUUUUUGGGACUUUCAAUCUUGCUGCUUGCCUUAAAAAACUUAAAUUUACUGGCCAAAAUAUUUUUCGGAAAAUAAAACAUGGUCACACAUUUAAUUGGUGUUGAGCAGGAAAAUUUAAGUCCGCAAAUCUUGCUGAUUGCCAAAGCUGUUGGUUUCAAACAUUAACUUUGCACGCAAAUGUCCCUUUUGAAGUCUUCUCUGGUGAAGAAGGAAAAAGAGAAACUGCCCAAAGAACUGUUAAUGUGGUUUAAAAACUGUUCCUAGUAGUGUUAAGAAUAGAAAGAAAAUGUGAACAAACAAAUUUUUAAAAUGGCAGUGAGAAGUGAGAUGAAGAUUACCUCAGCUAAAGACGAGCUAAUAAAUUUACAAAAAAAGUGUUACGAAAGAGUCAUUUUUGCAGCUGGAAAUUGCCAAAAAUUACAUAUUAGCAUACUAUGUUGUAUACUCCCUCUCUGAAGCCUUGUAAGAUAACUCUGAGAUUAACUGAGCCGUUGAUUGCUAUCGACGCGUGUGAUGGUGCGUCGUGAUUUCCACGAUUAUAACACAAAAUGUAAAACGUACCCACGGCGUGCACCUGCUGAUAACUCACACGAUCCAAAGUCAUGAAAGUCAGGGCUCUGUAGCAUGUUGAAUAUAUUAAUACGAACACUUUUGUUUGUGCUGAUCUCAAAACUAUUUUUCUGCUGUGUAUUAGAUAAUCUGAGAGACGGUGAAUUAAAUGAUAUUAAUUAAGAAGAA
Messenger RNA from Cloeon dipterum, 2373 nucleotides. Its product is annotated as serine/threonine-protein kinase NIM1-like. The record is from RefSeq and is a predicted model, not a curated record. NCBI's taxonomy places the organism in Eukaryota, Metazoa, Arthropoda, Insecta, Ephemeroptera, Baetidae. Gene Ontology annotation, cellular component: cytoplasm. Bases 137 to 1474 code for a protein of 445 amino acids. Gene Ontology annotation, biological process: intracellular signal transduction; microtubule cytoskeleton organization; protein phosphorylation. The transcript is spliced from 8 exons. Gene Ontology annotation, molecular function: tau-protein kinase activity; protein serine/threonine kinase activity; ATP binding.